This is a messenger RNA of Arvicanthis niloticus (Nile rat), 1925 nucleotides long. RefSeq names its product gamma-aminobutyric acid type A receptor subunit theta (gene Gabrq). The record is from RefSeq and is a predicted model, not a curated record. Gene Ontology annotation, biological process: monoatomic ion transmembrane transport. Gene Ontology annotation, molecular function: extracellular ligand-gated monoatomic ion channel activity; GABA-A receptor activity. NCBI's taxonomy places the organism in Eukaryota, Metazoa, Chordata, Mammalia, Rodentia, Muridae. Gene Ontology annotation, cellular component: membrane.
CCGCAGCCAUGGGCAUCCGAGGCAUGCUGCGAGCCGCCGCGCUCCUGCUGCUCAUUAGGACUUGGCUGGCAGAGAGUAACGACCCCAGUCCCACCCCAAAAUUCCACUUCGAGCUCUCCUCCAGCACGCCUGAAGUCAUCCUGGAUCUCUUCAACUGCAAAAAUUGUGCAAAUGAAGCUGUGGUUCAAAAGAUUUUGGACAGGGUGCUGUCAACAUAUGAUGUCCAACUGAGACCAAAUUUUGGAGGAGCUCCUGUACCUGUGUCAGUAUCUAUAUAUGUCUCCAGUAUUGAACAGAUCUCAGAAAUAAAUAUGGACUAUACAAUCACAAUGUUUUUGCAUCAGACCUGGAAGGACACACGCUUAGCUUACUAUGAGACCAACCUGAACCUGACUCUGGAUUAUCGGAUGCAUGAGAAGCUCUGGGUUCCUGACUGCUACUUUGUGAAUAGCAAAGAUGCCUUUGUGCAUGAUGUAACUGUGGAGAAUCGUGUAUUUCAACUUCACCCAGACGGGACAGUUCGAUAUGGCAUCCGACUUACCACAACAGCAGCCUGUUCCCUGGAUCUGCAAAACUUCCCUAUGGACAAACAAUCCUGCAAGCUGGAGAUGGAGAGCUAUGGCUACACCAUCGAAGACAUUGUAUUAUCCUGGGAAGAUGAUAAUGCUAUCCACAUUACUGAUGAGCUGCAUAUCCCUCAGUACACCUACCUGGGGAGGACAAUUACCAGCAAGGAGGUGUACUUCUACACAGGCUCCUACAUGCGCCUGAUAGUGAAGUUCCAGGUACAGAGGGAAGUCCGCAGUUACCUUGUGCAGGUCUAUUGGCCCACAGUCCUCACCACCAUUCUCUCCUGGAUAUCAUUUUGGAUGAACUAUGAUUCCUCUGCAGCCAGGGUAACUAUUGGAAUAACUUCGAUUCUUGUCCUGACUACCAUCGACUCACAUAUGCGGGAUAAACUCCCCCAUAUUUCCUGUAUCAAAGCCAUUGAUAUCUACAUCCUUGUGUGCCUGUUCUUCGUUUGCCUGUCCCUGCUGGAGUACGUCUACAUCAACUACCUUUUCUUCAGCCAAGUGCCUCGACGUAAUCACAGGAGAUGCCGGAAACCCAGAAGAGUUGUUGCCCGAUACCGCUACCAAGAAGUGGUGGUAGCAAAUGUGCAGGAUGGCCUGAUUAAUGUAGAAGACAGAGUGGAAGACAGAGCUGGCCCCCUUCCUGAUAGCCCCAUGCAAGCUCAUCUGGCAAGCCAGGAAAGUCUAGGAUCCUUGGCGUUCACGUCAAAGCAGGCCCAGCUGGCUACCUCGGAAAGCCUCAGCCCACUCUCUUCUGUCUCAAUCCAGGCCCAAUUGGCCACUGGAGAAAGCCUGAGUGAUCUGCCCUCCACCUCUGGGCAAACACUGCCUGAUUGUACCAUUCACUUUCAUGGCUUUCCUACUAAUGACAGUAUUAUCCCCAUCAAAAUCCACAGCCGUUCUGAUGCCCUUGAUGAUGACGACUCCGAAGAAAGCCUAAGCUCUAAGGAGAGCCAUGGCCAUGGAAGCAGCCCCACUGGAAGGCUCAAGCUCCAGAUUAGCCAGAGGUGUGUGCAAGAAGCAAGUUGGGACCUUGAUAAAAUUGAGAGCUUAUAGGAUGACAUCAGUAUCACGAGCAGCUGGCUUGGCCUUGAUGAACAAUGCAAGGGGGAUGCUGACAGUAUCUGGAGCCUUACUGAUGAGGAGCUGUUGGCCUGUGACCAAGAGAAAGACAGUACCUCAGAGUCUGAGGAGAAUUGCUCCCCAAGCCCUGGGUGCUCCUUCAAUGAAGGGUUCUCUUUUCAGCUCUUUAAGCCUAACCGGGUCACUAAGGUUGAUAGAUGGUCCCGUUUCCUCUUCCCUCUUUCCUUUGGGCUGUUUAAUGUAGUUUACUGGUUAUACCACGUCUAUUAG